UGUUCUACGUUUCCGGGGCGAAAUUUUGGUUUUUGGCGAACAAGACUGACCUAAUCUUUGUGUGGCUCAAGAGAAGGAAAGUGUGUUGCACUGUGGAUAUGUUGUAGGCCCCAGACGAAUAACCUGGUGAGCCAAGGUGCUGUGUCCUUUCAAUACAGCAAUGGAAAGUGUUGUGUAGUUCCUUGAAAAUGUGUACUUCGACAUGCAUAGAUUGAUUUUGAUCAUACGCGCGUACGCCAAAUGGGAACAUGCGCCUUUUGGCGUUGUAUGUGUAUGGAUAGCCCUUCCCAGCUUUCGUUCGAGCUGAACAGAAAUAGACGAGGAAAGGAGUUCAGCAGAGGGCCGGCCGACCAGCAACACACAAUUUAGAGGGGAUAUUUUGAGCAGAGUAUAUAACCCUAACCCUAGAGGGAACAUCGUCCAGGUUUGCUGAACCAGUGAACUACGCUUAUUCGUUUUUGCAAGAAAAGUGUCAAGAUUCCUCACAGAGAAUGACUGUUAGUUGGCUUGUGUCAGGUGAUUUAUGAUCACAGUACAACAUGGCGGAUGUUGCCAGCUCUAUGUCUGCUUCCUCCCCACCAGGGGGAAGCUCGGGGCUCUCAUUGCUUUCCGACAGUCCCGACCUUGCUAUUAUCUCGCCUGGAGUUAAGGAAGCCAUGGAUCGCAUUUUUCCCAAGUCUGCAUCACAGCUACUCCAGCAGAGGCCUUCUCAAGAUGGUGGGGAUGGCCCUAUCUCUAGUUCUGACGUAGGGAUGGGGUCGGCAGAAAGUUCCCUGUUCUGUGGUCUGGAGCCAAGCGCAUUUGGUGGCUUGACAAAAAAAGGCGACGGCAUUCGAGCAGACCCAGGUAGUGUGCCCUCAGAGUCCUCACCUGCCAUUCCUCAAACAGAACCACAAGUAACUCCGAAAACUGCGGACAACGGAAGUAUUCAGUCUUCUGAGAAGAGACCUAUAAGCAAAUUGAGAAUUACGAAAGCUGAUUUAGAAAUUAUCAGUUCUCUUCAUUCAGAUUUUGAUGAGCUUUCAAAUAAGAGCUACUCAGAAAACAGCCAAGGAAAGUCCAAAGAGAAUUCCACCAAUGAUUGUUACUCGAAUGAUUCUGACUCCGAGGAUAUGUGCAGACCGUUUGCCAGUGUCGCAAAGGCUAAGAAGAAAGAUAAAAAGCAUAAGAAAAAGAAGAGGAGGAAAGAGGACCUGAACCGGUCAGAUGUACUGAAUAGUGUUAUAACAAUAGACUCUGAAGAAGAAUUUCACAAGGGCAAGAGGAAAACAAGAAAUGAUAUAAAUCUAAGUGAGAAAAACCUUAGUCAGAGAGUUGUUAUUAGAGCUUUUGAAGAAGAUAGUAUUACUUCUGUAAAAGAAGCCACUAAAAGAAAUAGUACCAGCAGCAGAAAGCUCAGUCAAAGCCUUGACGCAAGUCCAGUCGUUCAGGUAAGCAGUGAAGAGAACAGUUCUUCGAUGCAAGAUUUAAGUGUCUCACAGCAGUCAUCUCAGAAUAGCUUUCCUAGCAAUUGGUCGGUGUCUGCUACCACAAGUGUUAAAGACAUUGCUCUUGCAAGUGAUGAUGUGUCGAACAUAUCAUUUUCAUCUUCGAAAGAGAAUGUGCACAGUCAGGUUCGAUCCGGUAUUAAACUCCCAAAAGUUCGAAAACCAUUCUAUGACGUGAAAAGUGACAAGAAGAGAAUCAGAAACACAUUCCCACCAUGUUGUGUUGUUCUCACACACUUGGGCAAUAUUUCCCAAACGUGUUCAGUCGAACAGUGGUCUCUCAUGGACUCCCCUACCCCGCUGUCAGUGAGGUUAAAAUCUCUAAGGACUCUAUGUGCAAGGGGAGGUAUAAAAUGCAAGCACAGAAAGAAACAGUUGAAAGGAGCUGCUUACGGCAACUUCCAUGAUGUGAACAAUUACACUGGUCAGUCAGAGGAAGAGUUUGAAACGGCUCGGGGAGGGAGAAGUCUAAGGAAGAGGAAUCAAAAUAUAAGUUACGCAGAGCCUUCUGAAUUUGCAGAUGACUUAAUGGAGAGUGGGUCUUCUCGUCGGAAAUCGAAAAUUAAAGACCGUUCGACUGACCGAGAGAAUGACAGCCAAAGCGAGUCAGACAGCAGUCAAAAGAAGGGAGACAGCAGUCAAAACAAGUCAGAAAGCAGCCAAAAGAAGAGAAAACUUGAUCCGUCAAACAUGAACGGAGAGGACGAAAAGAAAGAACAGAAUAACAAAGAACAGAAAAAGCUUGUUGCGGGUAAGGCUCAACAUGUAGAGAGGAAGGGUGCAGAUGGCAAAACUCAGGUAUAUGUGUACCCUAGCUCAAAAUUGCUGGAGAAGCAGAGCAAGGAGAAAUCGAAAGGUAGAAAGUCGGAUGCUGGAACAGAGAAAAGCAAGACACUUGCGUCUAGCCAUAGAAGUCUGGCCCCAGUGCCACGUUCUUCAAAUGUGUCUGUCCUUGUGAACAGCACCUCUCAGAGUUUACAGCCAAUACAGAGCUCGGUCUUAUCUCCAAUGCCUCUGGGCCUCUCUGGAGGCUUGAUGCCUCUGGCUAGCCGACCAAUUGCCCCUUCUAUGUUCCCGUCGUCAGUGGCUUCUACCCCAGUGGUUGCUAGCUCAACUUUUCCCAUGCCAAUCUCAACAGCGGCAGCCGGCAAACCUCAGUACUGCAUGAUGAAGAUGGAUGGCAAAGACGUUCUCGUGCAGCUGCUUCCUUCGGGUAUGAUUGGUCCAGCCUAUUCGGGGAUGCAAUCGAUGGUCCUUCCAGGUGGGAAGAGGUUCCUGCUCACUACACCCCCUCCGAGCAUGGUUGCAGCUGCGGGCCAGCCUCGUGUUAUAGGACAGACGAUUCUCCGGAGGGCGCCCGCUCCUGUUGGUGUCACCCCGAUUGGCCAGCCUCAUGUCGUUAGUGUUGCCAGCUCUUCAGGUACACGAUUUGUGGCCACAUCAGCUCCAAUGAAUGCAGCAGCAGCCCUCGCGGACUCGUCUGGAGUGAGAAGCUCAAUCCCCAUUCUGUCCUCCCCUCAACUGGGGAGGAUCACAGGAAUCUCCGUCGGUCAGGCGUUCUCUCUUGCUUCCGGCUCGCUGAUGGCAACUACAUCCUUUUCCACUGCCCCAAUUCCUGUCAUUUCAUCCAGUUCUUCAGCGGUGGUGACAGCUGCUUCAUUGCGAGAUGUUACAUCUGUGACCUCUGCAUUGUCCAGUGUGAGGCCCUCAUCGGCUGUUACAUCUAUGGCUGCCCCGAGCUCCACCACUGUUGUGCACAGUGCUCGAACCCCGGCCCCUUCAACAACAAGAGCUCCCGUUACAUCCAGCCAGGCAGUACCUACCAGCAUGCGCUCUCUGAGGGUGUUUGUGCCAGGAUGCUCUGCCACUGGCACUCCAGGCCACUUCACUACUCUGGCAAGUGUUGGGAGUGGGAGUCCCCUGACUCGACUGAGUGCUAGCAGUGAUCUCUUACCACAGCGCAAGCGCUCUGCUGAGAAGGAAUUGACUGCAGAACAAAAAGCAGCAAAACGGAGGAAGCUAGAAAAAAAAUAUCCACUUCCACCUGGUGUUGUGAUUAAGACAGAAAAUCCUGAUACACCUUCCACCCCAACCUCACUUAAAAACAGCAGUAAUACAAAUAUGAGGUCAUUACUGCGCCAGAAUGUCCUGCGCCAGAACAUUGUUUUCUCCACUGCGCGCAGCGGUGCUGGUGGCAAUAUACAAAGUAUAAGGAUCAUCACCCCAGCUUUUGCAUCUGCCCUGACCAAUAGACCAGUCAGACCGGGCUCCAACAUCAUGUACCGGGCGGCCAACGUUGGGGGGAGACAGACUGUGCUAGUGCCCAUCACUGUGGGUUCUUCUGGCACGACCUCCACCACUGGGUCUGUGAUGCUGGGUUUGUCCUCAUCUGUACUAUCUUCCUCCACCUUUUCCUCCACUUCCACUUCAUCAACUGCAGCAAGUCAAGCAGCUAUUACAGCCUCAUCCAUUAUUGCAACAUCCAGCCCCUCGAUAUCCACUCUUGUCAGCAACACAGCGAUUACGACGGCGAGCAGCACCACAGCCACUACUUGCACAACUGUUGUGUCUUCAGCUAUGGGUGCUGUUUCCACUUCACCCCCCAUUUUGAGAAGAAAUCGAGGCUCAAAUAGUAGUCCACUGCCACCGGUGCUGGUACCUGAAGCUGCCGUGAGCUCAGAGAACGGUCGAUCAGACAGCACUAUUACCUCAACCUCAUCCAGCUCGUGUGUAAACGAUGCUACCUCUGAGGACCCGGCUCAUAGUGAUGGGCCAAGUGACCAUGUAACAACUCCCUCAUCAGGCUUAGCUUCCACGAGUAGCAGACCUGACACUGAUGUGUCUGUUUCCUGUGUUACAGGGACAGCAGCAGAAGCACCGUCGCGUGCCACUGGGUCCACAACAUCAAAUUGUUUGACUUCUUUGCCAGAGAACUCAGUCGAGGCUGGGUCACCAUCGGUCAGUCUACGCUCUGGGAGUCCAGCUGCCAGCAUGGGCAUUUUACAGUCCUCCCAGGCCGCACUUGCCAGUCUGAGGUUACUAGUCAAGGCUCAGGAAGCUAAUGGCCUUAAAGGAGAGAGAAUGGACAAACUUAGAACUUUGCUGCUACAGAAAGAGGAGUUGCUCAAGUCUUUACAGAAGUCUGUUCUUGGGGUUGAGCAUUCUGGAGACUCUUCCAGCAACGCUGUUUCUAGCAGUGUAGACUCUGUUGUCAGCCAAGACCUCAAUGGCCAUAAUGGUACAGAAAAUGAUCCCUUUGUUAUUGAUUGAUGUGUUUAAUUUUUGUCUAUAGAUCUACUGACUCUAUUUAAGGUUUCUCGUUGUUACCAUGACUCAUUGGUAAAGCCAUUAAUGUGGGAUUCUCUGUUCAUCUUUUUUCUCACGAAUGAGAGUGGGGGAGAAUGAUGUACUGCUCAUGUCGAGGGGUGGUGGUGAAUAGGUAUUUCUCCCAGCCAGCCCGCCCCCUUCCGACUUUCUGGUCCUGUCUUGUUGCUGAAAUUUGUAAUUGUAAUUAUUUUCCUAAGUACUCCUAUUGCUGAAGCUAGAAUUUUGUUCUCUGUUUUAACUGUACGGACCAUCAGAGUCCAUGCUUGAGUGUUGUCUACCCUUACACUUCCAUUCACUGAACAUAGACUUUACCUCAGCGUACGUUAAUGCAAAUCUAAGUACAGUGGAGUCCACUUAUAACGAGUCCUGAAAUAACGAGGUCUGUUAUAAAGACACUAUUCUAAAACCCU
Aplysia californica (California sea hare) is the source of this 5224-nucleotide messenger RNA. RefSeq names its product serine-rich adhesin for platelets. The transcript is spliced from 3 exons. The coding region runs from base 540 to 4757 and encodes 1405 amino acids. NCBI's taxonomy places the organism in Eukaryota, Metazoa, Mollusca, Gastropoda, Aplysiida, Aplysiidae. The record is from RefSeq and is a predicted model, not a curated record.